Molecule: messenger RNA, 1207 nt
Organism: Saccostrea cuccullata (small rock oyster)
Lineage: Eukaryota; Metazoa; Mollusca; Bivalvia; Ostreida; Ostreidae
Exons: 13
Source: RefSeq, a predicted model, not a curated record
AUGGUUGUUGAUGGAAAUCUCUACUUAGAGAUAGGGAAGACAUGUGUAAUGAAGGUUAAUGUCAGUCAAAGCUAUUUUCAUGAGAAUGACACAUUUGGUGUAGCAGUAACGGUAAAAGAUUACGGUACACACCCUUUAUCAAUUCAGACUACAACGCUGGUGCCUCAUAUUCCAUAUAAAAACACUAUUGGAAGGGUUGUGGUAUUGAUGUAUUUCAAAAUCACGGGAAGAACAGAUCCCCCUACCAUCAUUCCACCUACUCCAGGAAAUAACCAGGAAUACACUAUUUAUGUUGGAGGAGAUUUCCAUGUAGAUGUUUACGCCAAAGCAACAUUUGGAAGGAAGAUUGUGCGAUUUGAUUUCCUUCGACGAGAUGGGAAACCGGUCAAUCAUACAGGAAUUCAAAACGCAUCUCAUAUCAGUGACAAUGCUGUAUUUAUAUCAAUGCGCUGGUCUCCAACAAAAGUGGACAAAGGCCAUCAUAUCCUAUGUGCAAAUGCUGAAGAUAAUAUAAGGGUAAUGACUGUGGAUUUACACUGCUUUCGCAUUGUUGUCAAAGAAAAUAUCUUUCACCCAACAACGAAAGAAACAGAAAAGCCCUAUUUUGUGUCAUUCCCAGAGCCAACAGAUUUAAAAUGCAAAAAAGACACCUAUUGUCGAUUUCCUGUUUAUGCGACUACUACACAUGCUGGAGGCAUCACAAGUAUCAUUAGUACACCUGAGAGCAAGGAGAACGUUACCAUUCAAUACAGUAGAGAACUCAUCUACGGCACCAUUGAUGCUAAAGUGGCACAAGUAGAAUUUUUUGCCAGUCAGGCUGGCGCAAGGCAAAUUUGUUUAAGAGCAUUAGACAGACACGCUUAUUCAGACAGGUGUCUCUAUGUUACGGUAGAAUUACCAGAUCCCUGUGCAUCAGAACUUUGCCAAAAUUUUGGACGUUGUCAGUCAUUCAAUAGCAACACCAGAUAUAACUGUUCCUGUAGGAACGGAUUCAGUGGGAACCUUUGUGAAAAAAGAAAUAAGCCAUGUGACCCCAAUCCAUGUCUUUUCAACGGAACAUGUUAUGAAGUUCAAUUUCCUCCUUAUUUCUUUUGCAUAUGUGUUGACGAUAGAAAAGGCGAAUUUUGCGAUAUUGACCGAUGCCAGGCAAAUCCAUGCAAUGCUACUCAAGUUUGUCAGACAUCUGGGUCCGAUGUUUGUAUUCCAA